This is a messenger RNA of Didymosphaeria variabile, 687 nucleotides long. RefSeq lists its product as uncharacterized. The record is from RefSeq and is a predicted model, not a curated record. The transcript is spliced from 3 exons. Lineage: Eukaryota; Fungi; Ascomycota; Dothideomycetes; Pleosporales; Didymosphaeriaceae. The coding region runs from base 1 to 687 and encodes 228 amino acids. Gene Ontology annotation, cellular component: mitochondrion.
AUGGCCGAGUUCCCUGCAUUCGUCAUCCGACUCGUCGCGAACUUUUUUAACCGGAUACAACGACGCUUCAAAGGUUACAUUGCACCGGCCGGAGAACAAGCAAGACCUAUUGAAGGUUUCUACGCAGAGCUUCUAAAGAAACCUGUAUCCGAAACCCCAGCCGCAACACGCACCGCGCCUUCGCCACCGCCGCCUGAUUCCCUCCCCAAGACUACCGAAGAAGAGACUCUCACAAAAGCGAGAAUAGUAUUUGGAUCAAAACUAGCGGGCCCAGCUGAGAGGAAAAAGGAAAUUGAAGCUGCCUCGCACGAGGUUGCGGGCGUUGUUGUCCCACCGAAGCCUACAGAACCAGAUAACUGCUGUAUGUCCGGUUGCGUAAAUUGCGUAUGGGAUUUGUAUAGAGACGAGAUGGAAGAAUGGGCAGCGAAGAGCGCGGAAGCUCGUGCUAAGAUGCAAGCUCAGAGACAAAGCGGUCAAGGGACUGGAAGCAGCAUAGCGAGCAAGGACACGCCCACACAUGUCGCAACGAGUAUGGAUGACGACGGCGGAGGUAGUGAAACGAACUGGUCAGCGCCUGCAAGCCAGGAUGCCUUGUUUGACGAUAUACCCGUGGGCAUACGAGAGUUCAUGAGGACGGAGAAGAAGCUGAAGCAGAAGCACAAGGCAGAGCGUGUCGCAACAGCAUAG